This is a messenger RNA of Manis javanica (Malayan pangolin), 1434 nucleotides long. It is a transcript of the gene BORCS5, whose product is annotated as Bprotein-1 related complex subunit 5. Gene Ontology annotation, biological process: organelle transport along microtubule; lysosome localization; positive regulation of anterograde synaptic vesicle transport. The record is from RefSeq and is a predicted model, not a curated record. Lineage: Eukaryota; Metazoa; Chordata; Mammalia; Pholidota; Manidae. Gene Ontology annotation, cellular component: BORC complex; cytoplasmic side of lysosomal membrane; synaptic vesicle membrane.
GCGCCGCCCGCAGGCCGCAGGCGCGGCUGAUGCCGGGCGUCGCCCGCCCCUUUUCGUUCGGUUCCCCCAAAGAAGGCGGGCGACCAGCGUGCCGCUGCGCCGCGCCUCCUCGCGUGUCCUUUACCCAAAUAGGGCCUCCCGGUUCCCGGGCGCCCGCGCCCUCGCGUGGGCUGGGCGCGCCAGCUCCACUCCCGGCCCCGCCGCGGCGCCCAGACUCAGUGUAGCAUCCGUGUCCUCGGCCCCCUGUGUUGUCGCCCCGCCGCGGGAGCGGUGCCCGCCGGUCCGCUGUUCCUCCGCUGCCAUCGCUGCCGGCACCAUGGGCAGUGAGCAGAGCUCCGAGGCCGAGAGCCGACCCAACGAUCUGAACUCCUCAGAUUUCUCAUAGGAAUGGGAGGAUUAUUGUGCCUGGACUGUACAGUGAGCACACCAUAAACAGCUGUUGCUUAGUGACUCCUUCUCCAGCUAAGCAUAGAGCCAAGAUGGAUGAUAUUGUGGUUGUAGCUCCGGGCUCCCAGGCCUCCCGGAAUGUCAGCAACGAUCCCGACGUCAUCAAGCUGCAAGAGAUUCCAACCUUCCAGCCGCUUUUGAAAGGACUGUUGAGUGGCCAGACUUCCCCAACAAAUGCCAAAUUGGAGAAACUGGAUUCCCAGCAGGUGUUGCAACUCUGCCUCCGGUAUCAGGAUCACCUCCAUCAGUGUGCAGAGGCUGUCGCUUUUGAUCAGAAUGCUUUGGUUAAACGAAUCAAAGAGAUGGAUGUGUCCGUAGAAACUCUCUUUAGCUUCAUGCAAGAGCGCCAGAAGAGGUACGCCAAAUACGCAGAGCAGAUCCAGAAAGUCAAUGAAAUGUCUGCCAUCCUGCGCCGCAUCCAGAUGGGCAUCGACCAGACUGUGCCCCUGAUGGAGCGGCUCAACAGCCUGCUGCCCGAAGGCGAGAGGCUGGAGCCCUUCAGCAUGAAACCGGAGCGCGAGCUCAGGCCGUAGCGCCGCCGUGCCAUGGGGACAGAGCCCGGCUCCACCCAAACGCCGAGGACACUGGGCACCGAAGCCACAGGCUCAGUGACCAGGGCUGGCAGCUGGCUGGGGGUCUGGUGCGCCCUGAAGGCGACCCGACGCGGUGCAGCUGGCCUGAACUGAGGCUGUGCCCCUCUCCUCCAUGCCUUUCCUAUGCAAAGAACCAAACUAAUUCUCAGAGACAACCGAGGAGGGAGCUCUCAAUUUAUUAGGAAUUCAUGACAGAAGUUCUGCAUUGGAAUUAUUUUUAUCUUGUUUAGAUUUUUUUUUAAAUUGAGAAUAUGUAUUGUCUAGGCUAGCUUGGGAGUGAAAAUAGGGAAAGAAGGGGAGAAACAUUUUAAGAAGCUCUGUGUCCUUCAUGAAAUUUAAUGCACUAGGCUCUUCAGGUUAUGAGUUGUGAACAUAAAGGACUGAUUUAACCAGG